Molecule: messenger RNA, 3136 nt
Organism: Aphanomyces invadans
Lineage: Eukaryota; Oomycota; Saprolegniomycetes; Saprolegniales; Verrucalvaceae
Exons: 10
Coding region: 66-3077 (1003 amino acids)
Biological process (GO): proteolysis
Molecular function (GO): calcium-dependent cysteine-type endopeptidase activity
Source: RefSeq, a predicted model, not a curated record
CUCCAAACGUACGCCACUCUCUCCGCACUCCUCCUGCGCCGCCGCCGCCGCCGCGGAAUCCUUGCAUGAGCCGCGUGAACGUCCUGUACGAGCAAGCAUUCAAAGCUGCCGAGGACGGCCAUGCGGCCGAAUCGGGAAACGACGCAGCGCUGGCAAUCCAACACUUUGAACAGGCCGUGCAAUUGUUUACCCGCCUUGCGUCGGUCGAGUCGUUGUCGAAGCGGACGCUGCUGCACGAACACAUCCAAGACUUUCAGCAGCGCAUACAGGAUCUUCGGAGUGGCAACGACGUGCCUGCGAUUCCACAUGCAGAAGUGUGUUCUCGUCCGCGUCCAGAAUCCACGACAGACGACGACGGUCGGCUGCCAGAUGCACUCACGGCCGAUCCUCGAUGGCUGUACGCGACUCGGCUGGAACAAGAGGCUGCAUCAACAGAAGCCAUGCGCAACGUUGCGCUUCCCGUUGUGAUGGAUGCGUACAUGAGAGCCGCUGACGAGUUUAUGGAGAUGCUGCGCGACAAGUCCGUUCCUGACGACGCGUGCCAGUGCAUCCGGCGCAAAGUAGAACGUCUCAUCGAUCGCAUCACGACGCUCAAGAAUCAAGAUCACGAGCUCGAAAUGGAAGACUUGAUGAUGGAAGCAGACCUGCUGUUCCACGUCGACUACGCGAAAGUGAAACGCAAGGUACCGGAUGCAACCUCGCUACACCACCAGCAGCACGCGAUCCCCCACGAUCCGGGCCACGUGGCGGCAUCCGACGUGGCGCCGCUGGCCAAAUACACGGCCGAAGAAGUCGACGUCCUCCGGCGAUCAUCUGUCAUCAACGGUCGGUUGUUUCAGCCGUGGAUUGCGUCCGACGAAAAGUUUGACACGACCGAAGCGUUUACCGACCCCGACGGGCUCUUGAGCAUGUCGUCCAAGCAGUUGGAAAAACUCGCCAAGUGGGUCCGGCCGUCCGAGUACGGCACGGCGCCGCCCCGCAUGGUGUCGCAGAUCUCGCCGUACGUGAUCGUCCAGGACGUUGUGACCGACUGCUCGUUUGUCGCGUCGCUGUGCAUCACGGCAGCGUACGAGAUGCGCUUCCACAAGCAGCUCAUCACGAACAUCAUUUUUCCCCAGGAUCCAAACGGCGCGCCCAUUGUCAACCCAGGCGGGAAGUACGUGGUCAAGCUGUGGGCGAACGGCGUCCCACGACGCGUGGUUGUCGACGAUUACUUGCCGCUGGGACACUCUGGCUCGCUCCUGUGCUCGUGCACGACCGAAUCGAACGAACUGUGGGUCAGCAUCAUCGAGAAAGCGUACUUGAAGGUGAAUGGCGGGUACGACUUUCCUGGAAGCAACUCGGGCAUCGACGUGUUUGCGCUCACGGGAUGGAUCCCGGAAACGAUUUCGUUUGCCGACCCAGGCGGCGGCGACACGUCGGCCGACAUGGUGUGGCAACGGCUCAUGUCGGCGCACAACUUUGGCGACUGCCUCAUUACGAUCGCGACAGGGGACUUGCCCAAGGCCGUGGCAAAGCAAGUCGGCCUCGUGCCAUCGCACGCGUACGCGGUGCUCAACGUGGUCGAAACAACGUCGACUCGUCUGCUGUUGGUGAAAAACCCGUGGAAUCGAAAGCGGUGGCGCGGUCCGUACGGCAUGGACGACGUCGAUCGGUGGACACCCGACCUCGACCGCGAACUCGGCUUGGAUGAUGGGGACGCGUCGCGGCGGCGGCGGCGGCACACGCGUGACGACGGGCUGUUUUGGAUCGACUUUGCGUCGGUGCAGACGUACUUUAGCGCGCUCUUCCUCAACUGGAACCCCGACCUGUUUCGGUACCGCUUCACCAUGCACAAGCACUGGCCGGUCGACGGCGGCCCCGAAAACGACACGUACAACCUCGGGUACAACCCGCAGUACGCGCUGACAUUUCCCACCCUCGAUCGCAAGACCAAGCCGUUCUCGGUGUGGAUCCUUCUAUCGCGCCAUGUCACGGCCGUCGAGGCGCCGACGACGGUGCAGCCGUUUUUGGCGCUGCACGUGUACAAGCAGCGAAGCCGCGUGUACUACCCAAACAACGCGUUUGCGCGCGGGACGUACAGCAACAACCCGCACUCGCUGACGUGCGUCGACGUCGAGCUCACGGCGGACGGACCGACGACAUUCAUCUUGGUCGCGUCGCAGUACGAGAAGCUCGCGCCGCUCGAUUACACGAUCUCGGUGUUCUCGACCGAGGGUCCAUUCGAGCUCACGACGGCGCCGGAGCCGCCGCCCCACCGCAUCCACGUCAUGGAUGCGUGGACAACCGACACGGCGGGCGGGAGUCCCAAGCAUGCGACGUUUGUCAACAACCCGCAGUACCAACUCGUGAUCGACGACGCGUCGAUCGAGCGCAUGCUGCUGACGCUGGAAGCGCCGCCCGCCGUCGAGCUCGCGAUCAACUUGCGUCUUGUUCGUGGCGACGGACAGCGCAUCGGGUCCGUGUCCAAGAAGAGUGUGCGCGCGCAGUCGGGCGAGUACCGCCCUGGGUUUUGCUACAUGGAAGUCGAAGCCGUCGAAGCCGGGACGUACACCAUCGUGGCGUCGACAUUCGAGCCGCAUCGAACCGGGUCGUUUUCGCUGACGGUGGCGGCAACGUCGGCGGCCUUUCAAGUGCUUACGUUGCCGCCAGAAGGCCACAACAUGAUUCCGUUUGUGUGCAGCGGCAAGUGGAAUGUGGAGGUUGGCACGGCCGCGGGGUGCUCCAACUAUGGCCACUACCUCGACAACCCGCAGUUUCUCGUGCACGUCAUGGCAACGUGCCAGCUCUUUUUUCGAUUGCGCCAACGUGGCGCGGCGUCGUCAACGAUCAACGUGUCGCUGUACCCAUGCACGUCGACGGGCCAGCUGCACGAUCCCCAUUGCAACCCGACCACGGCCUUUGUCACGUCCGCGAAAGGGUCGUAUACAAACAGCGCGUGCGGCGUCCGCACGCCGGCCGCCCAGUUUCCGCGAGGGUUCUACUUGGCGAUCCCGUCGACGUUUGAUCCGCACCACGGCGACUUUGACCUGCACGGGUACUCGGACGCGCCCGUUGUCACGACUAGGUUGCGAUAAUCUGUUUUCACGCGUUAUGGCCAUCCAAAUGCAUUUUGUCAGGUCAUGGCGACGCCGCC